Molecule: messenger RNA, 2000 nt
Organism: Varanus komodoensis (Komodo dragon)
Lineage: Eukaryota; Metazoa; Chordata; Lepidosauria; Squamata; Varanidae
Product: zinc finger and SCAN domain-containing protein 2-like
Exons: 11
Coding region: 1-1665 (554 amino acids)
Biological process (GO): regulation of transcription by RNA polymerase II
Molecular function (GO): DNA-binding transcription factor activity, RNA polymerase II-specific; RNA polymerase II cis-regulatory region sequence-specific DNA binding
Source: RefSeq, a predicted model, not a curated record
AUGGCUGGUGAUGCCGGAGGAGGCCUGCGGGAAGCGCUCUCUUGCCCCGUUUGCUUGGGCCUGUUCCGGGACCCGGUGAUGGUCUCCGGCUGCGGGCACAACCUCUGCCGGGACUGCGUGGCCAAGUGCUGGGGGCGGCUGGAGGGGAGCCUGCGCUGCCCGCAGUGCCUGGAGCCGCUCCCGCUGCAGCGGCUGCUCCAGCCCAACGCGCUGCUGGGCAGCCUCGCGCAGCGCGUCCGCGGGGACGGAGACCCUGGCAAGGAGGAUCCGCGUCCAGCAUUGCGCCUGGGUAAACCACUGGAGCACGAGGCUGCCUUGAGGAAAGAGGAAGAAGCCAAGACUAACGAAGAGAAGCAAAGGGAAGAGCUGCUGAAGCAGAUGGAGGCAGAAGAACAAGAGGUUCUAUGGGAAUGGAAGGAGCUGCGCCAGUACUUGGCAGAGUGGGAAAGGCACUGGAUGAACCAUUUGGAGGCGCUCAAGAGAGAGAUUGUGCAGGCGUGCUACGGGCAAGUCUCCAGAGUGGCCAGCGAGGGUCCCCUGCUGCCGGAGCUGCUUGGGGAGCAAGGGAGAGAGCAUCCGUUGGACCAGUCCUUGCAGGGUGUUGGAAGCACUGGGGGCAGUGUGGAGGAUGGAGUAUUCCAGAUCGACCUCACUGUGGCAGAGCUCAAGCGGAGGCUCAGCAACUUCUCCCAGAAACGGGCUGUCCUACAGGAUGCAUUGCUGCAGCUGAAAGAGGAUCUCCGGCUGGAAAUGGAUGGAAAUGGCUACAGAAUAGCAUCCUCGUUUCAGUCCGCACUGAUCCACCCUCCUCAGGAAGACAGGAGGGAAACCGCUGCAGCACAGUUCAUUCAGAGAAACACUUCUGAAAAGCGCCGUGUAUCUGAUGAAGAAGUAAAAGGAGGCAUUUUGGACAGACCUUCUAAUCUACAGGAGCUGACGGCCUUCAAGAGAACCUCAGUGUAUUCCCAGGAGUCGCCGGUGGACUUCCCAGGGGUUACUGCCACCAUCCCCAGGAGGAUCAAGGAGGAGGAGGAGGAGGCUGGCAUCACUGCAGUAGACAUGACCCUGUUGGAUGAAAUUAAGCUAGAGAAUCCUCAGCAGAGCCAUCCUGAGAUGGUGGAACUGCCCGGCCCAAGACUGCAAAGGCCAGAAGGUGUGGCUUCCCAGAGCUGUGAGCAGAGAGGGGCGAGCCAGACCCCCUUCACGCUCAAGGGGCAACAGGGGUACCAUCUGGCAAAGAGCAGCAGUCAGUCCGCUUGGCCCAAGCGCGGCUGCGGAGAAGCAGCCGUCCGGAAGAGGAACGAGAAAUGCUACCCGUGCCCCGAGUGUGGGAAAACCUUCCGGCAGUUCGGGGUCCUCAUCACACACCACCGCCUGCACACCGGGGAGAAGCCCUACAGCUGCGCGUACUGUGCCAAGGGCUUCAGCGACUACUCCAACCUGAUCGCGCACCAGAGAACCCACACCGGGGAGAAGCCCUACCGCUGCGUCGACUGCGGGAAAAGCUUCACGCGGAGCACGACCCUCACCAUUCACCAGAGGGGCCACACUCGGGAGAAGCCCUAUCCCUGCCCGCAGUGUGGGAAGCGCUUCAGCCGGGCCUCAAACCUCACUAUCCACCAGAGGACUCACGCAAGGGAGAAGAAAUACACGCCCCGCUCCUGACUAAGGGGGAGCACAAGCGCCGAGCUCCGGCCUGAUGCAGGGCACCCAGCCAUGCGCACGACGCAGCCGGCAGGCAGGCAGGCAGGCUCCCUUCGGCAAAGCGUGCUGGCCACUGAGUGACCCACUGCAGGUGCUCCUUGGGAGGCUGAACCUGCCCUGAGUUUCCUGGCUAAGCAACCCUUGCUCUGCUCUGGCAGCCGGAUUGUGCAGAGAGCCAGCUUCUCAAGAUUAGGGAUCCAGACCUUUAAUGAUCAUACAGGUACACAAGCAGGAAUGCUGGGCAACCAUAGCUCAAAUCACGGUGCUGCCCGGUGGUUGGGGAUCUGGGUGCAAAA